CAGGAGAGCUCUCAGCUGGUGUGGGUAGGAGGGCACUGAUAAGGCGGCUCUGCGAUGCUGAAAGCUAUAAUAUCCUAGAAUUCAAAUCAUCAUCAUCAUCAUCAUCAUCGGAGCUGCUUUGCGAACAUCUUCCGCUCAAGCUCCUCCUUUGAACUCUCUCGUCUCAAACUUGAAGAUUGGCGGUGCCGGUCUGGCAGCAGCGGCGGCAGCAGCAGCGCUUUGUCUCUGCAAACGUGAACCGGUCACCGGGUAAAAAUGUGCUUUAGGUUUCACCUCGGUCACAGCUGGAGCACCUGUCCAAGCCGAGAGGAUCUGCCGAACAGUUGCGUCUAUCAAAUGGUGUAAUGGUCGUCAGUAAUACUCUAAAAACAAGGGCAGCAACACCUCUGGACAAACACAUGGAUUCGCUGGAACAUCCGAUGUUACAAGUGAGUUAAUCACACUUAAAGGACGCCGAUAUUUUUCAUUUUUCACUUCUGGUUGAAGAAAGACACGGGUGAACUUUAUCUCACCGUCUCUUAACCUGUCCGCUUCCUCGCUGCGAUUGGUGGCUUCUGGCUGAACUUACCGUAAAUUAACUUUUGAUGACGUAAGCCGUGAGGGCAUCAGCUCGUGCCACAGCGUUUUUGAAUUUUUAACGGUUGGUCUUAAUGAAAAAUGUCCUCGACGCCGUUAUCUUUAAGCUGACGUAAGUCAGUCUCAUGGCAAAGGGGCUCGAAGAAAAGGUCGUUUUAAAGGUUCAGAUGGCAGUACCUCCUCCGACACCACAACCAACAGCCUUGUCCGCCAGGGGGCUGAUCUUCCAAAAGGCAUGGACUACCUGGAUCCCUGCCAAAACAAAAAGAGAAACUUCAUUGGUCCAAUGAACAUCAGUCCACCUGAAGGGUUCGGCCGACUCCUACACCAGCCGUCCAUCAGACUCCGAUGUGUCCCUGGAGGAGGACAAGGAGGCAGUGCGCAGAGAGGCAGAGCGACAGGCUCAAGCACAGCUCGACAAGGCCAAGACCAAACCAGUUGCGUUUGCUGUUCGCACAAAUGUCAACUACAGUCCGAGUCAAGAUGACGAUGUCCCUGUGCCAGGCAUGGCCAUCUCCUUUGAGGCUAAAGACUUCCUCCAUGUCAAAGAGAAAUUCAACAAUGACUGGUGGAUAGGACGCCUGGUGAAGGAGGGCUGUGAAAUCGGAUUCAUUCCCAGUCCAGUGAAGAUUGAAAACACUCGUAUCCUCCAGGAGCAGAGAGCCAAACAGGGCAAGUUCCACUCAAGUAAACUGGGAGCAAACUCAUCCUCUAGUUUAGGUGAAGUGGUUCCUAACUCACGGAAAUCUACUCCUCCUUCAUCUGCUAUUGACAUAGACGCCACAGACUUAGACCCCGAGGACAAUGAGCUUCCAGUCAACCUGCGCUCCCCUAAAGCCAGUCCAAACACUGUUAUGUCACCCCUAGCAAAAGAGAAACGAAUGCCCUUCUUUAAGAAGACGGAACACAUUCCUCCGUACGACGUUGUGCCUUCCAUGCGGCCCGUGGUUCUGGUGGGACCGUCACUGAAGGGCUAUGAGGUGACAGACAUGAUGCAAAAAGCGCUGUUUGACUUCCUGAAACACAGAUUCGAGGGAAGAAUUUCAAUCACUCGCGUCACGGCGGACAUCUCUCUUGCCAAACGCUCAGUCCUGAACAAUCCCAGCAAGCACGCCAUCAUCGAACGCUCCAACACACGUUCAAACUUGGCUGAAGUCCAGAGCGAGAUUGAACGCAUCUUUGAACUGGCCCGGACAUUACAGCUGGUUGUUCUGGACGCCGACACCAUCAACCACCCGUCACAGCUGGGGAAGACUUCCCUUGCCCCCAUCAUAGUCUACGUCAAGAUCACCUCUCCCAAAGUGCUGCAGAGGCUCAUCAAGUCCAGAGGCAAGUCUCAGGCCAAACACCUCAAUGUCCAGAUGGUGGCCGCAGACAAGCUGGCUCAGUGCCCUCCUGAAAUGUUUGACAUCAUCCUAGAUGAGAACCAGCUGGAGGAUGCAUGUGAGCAUAUGGCUGAUUACCUGGAAGCCUACUGGAAAAGCACCCACCCCACAAGCUGCAGUCCCCCCAACCCACUAGCAACAAAGCUGCCCACGGCCACCCUGCCCACCAGCCCAGCCCCGGUCUCUGGGGUGCAGGGCAGCGGUGCAGACCAGAAAGGAGAUAAGGCAUUAGUGGAGAGAAAGGGCUCCAGAGAGGACCACCAGCACCACCAUCACCAUCACCACCACCACCACCACCACCAGAGCCAGGACCAGCCUGAUGCUGAUGCCGAAGCUGAUGGGGAGGGCAACGAGGAGGAGAGACCCCUGAGGACAGAGUCCUCCAGGAGAGCCCAGCACAUCCACCACCGUUCGUCUUCCACCAGGACUGAGCACCACAACCACCAUCACCACCACCACCAUCACCACAGCAGUCGUGCCCGGGGCCUCUCCCGGCAGGAGACUUUGGACUCGGAGACUCCUGAGAGCCGAGAGAGCAAGGACUCGGCUUAUAUCGAGCCACGCACUCAGCUCCUCCACCAAGAAGAGGAGGAGGAGGACGAAGAGGAGGAGGAUGAAGAUUUAGGGGAGGGGCACCCCCAACAGCAACAGCGCUAUGAGCCACUGCCUCACCGGGACCACAACCACCAUCACCACCACCAUCACCGUAGCGGGGCAGAAGAGGCCGGCCACAGCGCGGGACACCACCGCUCAAAGGAGCGCGAACAGGACCAUAAUGAACGGAACAAGCAGCGCUCUCACCAUCACCGGCCGGCACGUGACCAUCACCAUCACUACUACGACCGGGACAGAGAUAGGGAUCGAGAGGGGGAGGUGGCUCCCAAAAAGAGGGGUGAUGGAGGGGAAUGGGCCAGAGACUCCUACAUCCACCAGUGAUAGACCAAAUCCCUCCUUAAGCUCAUUUGGACUCAACCAUUCUGUUCUCCCAUUGUGCUGCUAUACCCUGAAUCCACAGCCUCCUAUUUAUGUACACUUCCUUUGUAAAUGCUGUUGCAUCUUUUUUCAAUGGCAUAAUUUUGAUUACAUAGAUACAAAUAUAAAUAUCUAAAUAUAUGUAUGUGUGUAUCUAUGCAUAGACGUGGUUUAUGUGUGGAUAUGCAUGGUUAUUCUUAAAUAUGCAUAUUUUAAACCUGUGUUUGAUAAAGCAUGACACAAAAGCAGAAUUUUUUUCUGUACUGAGCUGUGCUUUCUGUGAUUAGCAUUUUUAUUUUUAAUUAUUAUUAGAAUUUUUUUUUUUUUUUUUUUUGCUUGCUACCACUUGAAAAAUUUGUUACUUCAGACUACUACUAGGGUUGACCACAACGGUUGACUAACAAAGUUUAGUUUGAUGCUGUAUUUGCAGAGACGUUUUGUGUAAAACAACAGUUUGGCAAUUUGCGAAAUGCGCUUAUUCUGUUUUCUUGCCGAGAAUUACACUUGAUCACCAGUUUAUUAGGUACAGCUAGCUGAAAUGAAUGCAACACGAAGGCAACAGUCCUGCAGUAACUCCUUCCUACAUGAAGAGGUUGAUGUUGAUGCUGUUACCACUGGCUGGUGUUUCUAUUAUUUUCUCUGUGCCAUUUAUGUCAAUGAGGGUAGUCUAACAGAAACACCUUCCAGCAUUAAUGAAUCGUCAGGUCUCUAAAACCGCUGCAACAAAAACUGAACAUUAUAAUGAUUUACUGAAGGACUGCUGCAUUUGACUGUACUAGUUUUAGCUAUAUGUGUAUCUCCUAAACUGCUAACAGAGUCUGUACGAGAACAUUAAUACCAUGAGUUAUCUGUAGGGUGAAUAUGAACUGACAGCUAGCAGCCGGUUAGCUUAACUUAGACUGGAAACGGCUUGUCUGAGUCUGUCUGAAGGUGAAAAGAAUCCAUCCACCAGCAUCUCUAAAGCUCUCUAAUUAAUUAAGUAAAAUCUCAUUUGUUUGGUCUGUACAAAAAGUCUAAAAAUGACAAGAUGGGGGUUUAUGGGGCUUCCAACUUUAGCUAACCGGCAGUAGCUUCAGAUUUAACAGGAAGUGGUCUGGAUUUUCUCAUCUAACUCUCGGCAUAAAAAAAGAAAGCGUACAUCCCAUAGUGUCAGACUAACUCAUAAUUUUAUGUUCAUCAUUUAUUGCUUAGUUCCUUUUUUGUUUUGUUUUUUAAUUCUGUGUCCAUGGUUGUAGACAUUUUGGUUUUAUGCCUCCUUUGAGGUGCACCUUAGUCUUGCCUUACAGGACAAACAAUUUCUACAGUAACUUCCUCUCUUUCAUGCGGUACUGUUCUCUUUGUAUGGGUCCAGAAACAUUUUAUAACAUUGAUACACCCUUUACUCUGCACUUUUACAGAUUCACGUUGGUUUCAAGUGAAAGCAAUUUGAUAUGGCUUUGCCACUCACCCUACAUCUACUACAAAAACUCCACCAAGGUUCAUCUUUUAUUAAGUCAGACCCCUUUUCUAAUGAAUGUUGUUUAAGUCCCACCUUAACUCCCACUUCAUAGUAUAAAGAAUGUUCAUUUUAAGAGACCUCCUUCAGUAUGUUUCUCACUAAAAAUGAAAACAUGCAAAACCAACUCAAACAAUUCAACAUCUUUCCCAGACGAAGAUAGUUGUGUUUUCUGUUUUUUGGCCACUAGUUCACUUCCCUGACCAGGACCUAUUUAAUGCAGGCUGGUGGUGUUUGAUGGUUUAAGAGACUUGCCCGACACCUGCCCUGUGUGCUCAAUGACGCACAAGAGUUGGACCAACUCGUAUUUUCACAGAUAUCAUAUUAAUUCAUGAUACUGAAAAUAUGAAUUGAGCCCCUCUGUUUACAAACCCACCACAAAAACCCACUGUCCAUUCACUUUCUUUUUUGCCUGACCAUUUCUAUGCUACAUUUGUAGCAUUAUAGAUUUUCUAACAGUGUACAUGUGUAUGUACAUAAUGCAUAAAUAUAAAUAAUAAAGUUGGCAACAAACGACUAAAAUAGGGGGGGAAGAAGAAUUUGAUGUGUACUUUGUCAGAACACCAAGACAGAGGAGGGAAGCGGUUUCUAAAAAUAGUCAUCUGAAAACUCUACUGAAAAAUUGAGGUAGACUCACUGGCCUACCUCCUUAGUCGUCAUGACAACGUCGACAUAAAUGACAAUACUGAGGGGAUGCAUCUAAAGUGGGAAGCCGCUUCUCCGCGCACAGAUGCCUCCAAAAUAGACAAACAAGCGUUUCCAGAGAUGCAGCUGAUUUGAGCUCAGAACUGUGAUGUUGUUAAACAGGAAAACCUUCCGUGCGGCAGCGAAUAGAGCAGUCAUUUUAAACAGCAGUCUACCCCCUACAUGAUGCACAUAUGCAGGCAGGUGAUGUGCAGUGGACUGGCGUUUCCAGACAGAUGUGUAGACUGACUGAUGAGAACAUAAUGGUGUUCCCAGGAGGAGGGAUUGAGUCGAGGUCCCAAAAAGAAAGUUGCAUGACAGAGGAAUGGGCCACAUGUUUAUGCACUGUAGGCACAAAUCUCA
Scatophagus argus is the source of this 5475-nucleotide messenger RNA. It is a transcript of the gene cacnb2a, whose product is annotated as calcium channel, voltage-dependent, beta 2a. Lineage: Eukaryota; Metazoa; Chordata; Actinopteri; Scatophagidae. Gene Ontology annotation, cellular component: voltage-gated calcium channel complex. Gene Ontology annotation, molecular function: high voltage-gated calcium channel activity; protein binding. The record is from RefSeq and is a predicted model, not a curated record. Bases 1083 to 2897 code for a protein of 604 amino acids. Gene Ontology annotation, biological process: calcium ion transmembrane transport; regulation of voltage-gated calcium channel activity; neuromuscular junction development. The transcript has 15 exons.